Molecule: messenger RNA, 5666 nt
Organism: Chilo suppressalis (striped riceborer)
Lineage: Eukaryota; Metazoa; Arthropoda; Insecta; Lepidoptera; Crambidae
Source: the annotation of a GenBank genome assembly
CAACGAUCGCAGCCGAACGCGCUACCCACCUGCGCCAUCGAGCUCCUCAACGUAAGAGUAUGCCAGGUUAUUCAUAGCCUUCACGUCACCCUUAACUUGUACGUAGUUAUGGCCUGCGCCGGCCUGCGACGAGGAACUUGUCAGCGGAGGAACUCGUCACGGACUCGAACGCUGUGCGAAUAUAUGUCGCUCCAAAAUUUUGAGAAGCACACGCUAUGGAAGAAAAGUUGAGGAUGUGAUCACUUUGGGAGCUCUCAGCAAAAUAAAAGUGCGCCCAUCGUGAGGACGCGAUGGUCUCGCUCUCAAUCUAGACUCCAUCGCAAAGUAUAAGAAGUAUGCCUCGAGACGUUUCUUCGUUAAAGCCGGGCAUCAUCCGAACCCCUUAGUAGUCAAAGCCUCUAGCUAUCACACGUCCGCUCUCCCGUCCUCCAAUCGUAGUUCCCUCUGAUUCCGUCGGCCUAGGCACGUCUUAAAUUGUCGAGGUGACAACGAAAUCACCCGCGCCAACGCGCCUCUGACUCCCCCCACACAGGCCACAAACGCCAACACACACAGCAUACUUCCACACUAGCUUAGCAUUAGGCAGACACCGCACCCGUAGGAUAAGAGUGCGAAGACCCGGUCUACGCACGACAUGCUAUAAAGGUACGUACCGGCCCCCACGACAACGGCCAACUAGAGCCGAGGUCCGAAUCUCAAAGACGCCCUGUAGUUGAGCCGACCCCCACAGGUUCGAGUGGUCUAGAGGCUUCAGGCGGAGAGGAGACUCCGUGGGGAAAUGCCAUCCGCCUGGAAUACCUCUAGAGGCACUCGCCAAUUCUCGGCUGGAGGUCCCGUUAGGAUCUCGCCGUCCCCAAACUAGGUGACGCUGUAAUGGUCAUCUGCGACCAACAGCAUACAGCUUCAAAAACAAAAAAAAGGACGCGACGAAUAGCUCCGCCACAACCCUAUGAUCUUUUGAUAAAAACCGACACCCUAUGGAUCUUGCGCUAACUUGUGGGCCAUCAUUCCAAUACAUACUAAGGUAAACCAACCCCUGCUACACGAUGGCCAUAGGUAAUGGCCCUAACCAUUCGCUAUAGUGUUGGCCAACUUGUAGAGUAGGCAUAAUGGGUGGCUAACACCCGCCUGGUUUGUUACCACCGUGCGCAUGGUGAAAAACCCGUUAAGUGCUUCUCGCGCGUUUCGGGAUCAGCCAGCGUACAACCAGGGCUCGAGUGGAGGUUGUCGCGACGGAUUCGGUCCAGGGCGAGGCAUUCGUCGAACCGAUGCCGGGAUGACUGCAUCGACCAGGGAGACCCGUAGAAACGGCUGUCCCGCUGGCCGCCCGUGGCACAGUACAGGGGCCCGAGCGUAAAAAAAAACAUAAUGAUUGAGAAAAGUAGAAAACGAUUUAAAUGAGAAUACUGGGUCCAAAAUGUCGUUGGGUCCAUCCCUUUAAAUUGGACCGUGCGUGCAACGCGGAGUCGCGAGCUAAGGUUCGUUGUAUGCGCUGCGCCUAGUCACAUGAUCACACCUAUUGACAUUUUUGCAUGAAUUAAAACUAGUAUUAGCUGAAUCUAGAUUUUGCAAAGCUACAAGUAGAUCUAAAUAAUCUGUACUACGGAGUCUGAAGGAAAAAGAGGACCCAGAAUUAUCAAAUAUUACCUAUUUAUGUAUAAUUUUAAAUUAAGUUAUUUAGAAGUGUUUUAAAAAAGAUUUCUGUUGACUUUGUUGACUUGAGUGUAGUUUGAAGACUAUGAAGCUACAAAUAGUUGACAUCCACUGACGGCAGCUUUAUUCCCUAAAUACCUUGAAAUAACAGCAAAUAACAAUAUAUUUGUAGUACAGGUGUCCUCGCUGAUAUUACCUCAUAUACGAUUUACAUUUUUUGUUUUUAAACACCUGUGUUAAUAAGCACGUGAGUUAGAAUAGAAAUACCUAAUCAAAAAUGUAUAAAAUAUUUGCCCGUGGUAACAAGAAACAGUAUAAAGACAAAGCGUGUAAGUCGGUGCGAUUCGAUCAUAUUAUAAAAUGCUAAAUUUCAAAUUCCAUAGCGUACAACGCCAUCUAUUGUCGUCAUCAAAUGCUCUUUGAAAUAUCACUAUUACUUAUUACGGCAUUAAAAUAAACUAUAUCUACAUAACUGAAUCAACUCUAGGGUUACCAACUUUUUCUAUCAAAUAUAGUAUUUUUAAAGCUGUUACUCUUAAAAUAUAAAAUAUUUACUUUAUUUUUAAAAUGGGUAUAUUUUUGCUGCUGUAUACCUUAAUAAUUCAAUUUUAUAUUUUUAAGGAAGCUCUUAUUGGCAAAAGUUUGCUUUUAAGCAAAAUAUAGUAGUUUUGUCUACUAUAUAUUUUUUUUAGAAAUAUAGUAUUUAUCCCCUAAUAUAGUAGAUACUAUAUAUAAUAACAAUAGGGUUAGCAAUCCUGAUCAAGUCUAGUGUUUGGACUACCGUACUAGCUACACAAUUAUUUUUUAUGAACUAGAUUACAUUAUCAGCCACAUGAAUGGAGAGAUAACAAAAUUAUCUUAAAAAUUUAUAUUAUAGGUAAUAAUCUAUAAGUAGGUAUCGAUAUUUGUGCAUAUUAUAAGAAAAAAAUGGAAACCGACUCAUAAUCAUGUAUAGAACGCCGAUUAUCCGAAUCAAUUGGGACCGGGGUCGAUUCGGAUAAUCGAAAAUAUGGAUAAUCGGACACAGACUGGUAAUAAAGAAAAACUAACUGUCACAUAGCAUAAACUUCAUUUAGUUUUACAAACACAGUUCUACAAUAAUAGAGGUACAUAGUAGAAAAACAAAAAUAAAAGUAAGAACAGAAAAACAUGUAGUGUCUGACUAUUGUAGUGUCUUGCCUCUAGCUUUCAACCAUAACCAGACCCCUCUUUCUCAGUGGGCACUUUGGGCAAGUGCCACGCGAUCGAGAUCGAGAUAAGGGGCCUCAGAUCAAGUCCCUAGUUCCUGUCAGAUCACCAAACGAUAACCAAUAUUUAUUACUAAAAACUUAUAUAAUUCAAAGAAAACGAAGCUAAAUUACUGACUACAAUACUAACUUACUAGCUUUUACAUGAGCGAAGCUAUUCUACUUUCGCCCAAAAAUUAAGCUUUCCGACUUCAGCAUGCUUAGAUAAAUUUAAUUAUAUAAUGGUGUCGAUUCUCGCAAGAUCAUCUAAACUUAAAACUAUAUUUAACAUCAGUCUCUUCUUUUCAUUCUCCAUAGAGAAUGACAGGGAUACACUGUUGUCAAAUUUAAGUUUAGCUUUAGAGAAUUAUGCCAGAAUCGACACCAAUGGCAUACUAAGCACAUAAACAUUUUAAAGAAAAAAAAUAUCAGUAGUACACUCAUCAGUGUGAUUCGCUCCAUUUCAAGUCAUUAUCCAUAUCAAAGUCAUAUCUUAAUAUGCCCAGGCCCUCUAAUAGGUUAAAGACGGCCCUGACCAUAACAGUUGAAAUAUAUCUGGACUCCAGCGAGUUCCAACUUGUUAGAACAAAACAAAACAAAAAUGAUUUUUUUAUAUUACACUUCGGACCGAUUCGGUUAAUCGGCGUUCGGAUAAUCAGUGUUUUACUGUAUUAAUGAUAGCGGAUAUACACAUGUAGAUUUAUAAUCAGAUUAUUUUUUAUCGUUUCAGAUCCAUAGAGGAUCAUCUACUACGGUAUAGGAAGCACUCACAAAGUGAAACUAGUCAAGACAGCGCCAUCUAUUGUACGUUAAAUAGAACAAUUCAAAAUCUCCGUGAGAUGAACAACUUCGAGUACUUAUAAAUGACGCUGAGACAACGCCAUCUGUGCAUCCGUAAACCAACUAAGUUGUCGAAACCGUAGCGCCAUCUGUUGAAUGCGGGGCGCGUCAAGUGCUCGAGGAAGAUGAAUUCAGCGCCACCUGUCGUGUGAACGAUGCCACGAUUAAAAUAUGCUUCGGUGUUGCGAGUAUUUGUGAUCAUCGGACUCUUCUGCCUGUGGGUGCAGAUUAUGCUGUCGGCUUCUAGCGGCGGGAUAUACAGGGAUGGAGAUUUGUCUCCCGACUAUGAUAUUAAAAUCGAGGUGCAAGAAGACAAUCGAAGAAAGAUUGGAGUUAACAGUUCCGAUAUUAAUGAACCAUCCCAAGAGGAGCUGAUGAAUGCCAACGAGACAUCUGAACAAGUGUUAGCGUUGGUCCCACCAGAACUUCACAAGUAUCUAACUGUGCAUCACAAAAAUGUAUCAGCCAACUCCACAGAGCGCGCGGGCCCCAAAAACAUCUCGGACAUCAUGCGAGCCAUCAACAGAUACAACGACGCACAGACCAUCUACAACGAGGACAUAUUCGGACCUGUCCAGAACGACACUAUCAUUAUAGCUAUACAGGUCCACACGCGGCUCACAUACCUUCGACACCUGAUAGUGUCUCUAGCACAAGCGCGGGACAUAGACAGGACCCUGCUCAUCUUCUCGCACGACUACUAUGAGGAGGAGAUCAAUAAUCUCGUGAGGAGUAUAGACUUUACGAAGGUUAUGCAAAUAUUUUACCCCUACUCGAUACAGACGCACCCUCACGAAUACCCUGGUACGGAUCCGAACGACUGCCCCAGGGACGCCAAGUUUGAACAAGCAGUAAAGUUGAAAUGCAACAACGCUCUGCACCCAGACUUGCACGGCCAUUACAGAGAAGCCAAAUACACUCAAACCAAACACCAUUGGUGGUGGAAAGCAAACAGGAUAUUUAAUCAGCUCCAAUGCACUAUAGGACAUACAGGUCUAGUAGUAUUCCUAGAAGAGGACCACUAUGUCGCCGAAGACUUCAUACACAUGUUGUACUUACUAAGAAACAUGGCUGACAAGAGCUGCCCCCAAUGUGAGAUAUUAUCCUUAGGAACCUACCUCAAGACUUAUCAAUACCACCACAACAGUGAUAAGGUUGAAAUCACUCCGUGGCACUCGAGCAUGCACAACAUGGGCUUCGCAUUCAACAGAACAGUCUGGAACUAUAUAAUGGAAUUGGAGGACCAGUUCUGCGCGUACGACGAUUAUAACUGGGACUAUUCUCUGUUACAUUUGUCCCAAAACAGGCCGGGGAGGGAGAAGUUCAAAGUCAUACUUUGUAAGGGACCGAGGGUCUUUCAUAUAGGAGAGUGCGGCAUUCAUCACAAGAAAUCAAAUUGCAAUGCAUCAACAGUGAUAAGCAAAGUCCAGCAAUUGCUGAAAAAUGCAAAACCCUACAUGUAUCCAUCAAAAGUCACAGCAAUAGUGACUACGGGGGGAGCUAAACACAACAAGAAACUCACCAAAGGAAACGGCGGAUGGGGAGACAUUAGAGAUCAAGAUCUGUGUAGUAACAUGACUAAAAUAGGUCGGCAGACUAGGAAGUACGUAUAUUAUGCCUAAUUAGGAAUAUAAUAGGAACGACAGAAAAAUAGAAUUUUAAUUCUGUUUCAAACGUAGGCCACACCAUGUGUUAUGUGCAGCUAACCGAAGCAAUUGUUUGCAGAGUGAAUUAAAUUAUGAAAAUUCAGAUGUUAACUUAAUCGAAUGCAAGGUAGGUUUUUGUUCAUUGUGUGACUGACGCUAAAGACUUUUAAAUAUGAGGCCAUGAGAACCAUAGUGGCCUAUCUUACUUAGGUCAGUAUGGCACCUCAAAUUUAGAUCAAAGACUAAAAAUCCGUAACAGUGAUUAUGCUGCCAUCUAGUGAAUAUUCGUUGUAUCACUUUA